CUUGCUUCUUGCUUUUCUAGGCAUAACUCGUUUACAGUACGUCAAAAUUUGGCUAAUAACUUGAGAAAAGAAGUUUUCUGAUUUAGUUUUUAUGCAUCACUUUUACUCGAAAUUGGUCUAAGCUUGUAGGUCGCACCUCCAAGAUUCUGGACAACUCCGGUGAGUUGCUUGCAUUUCCAUGGUCUUGCUUUAUUGCUAUCAGUAGUUGUUUUGAAUAUAGUUUUAGCUAAAUUUUGGUACAUAUUAGUAAUUGUACAUGAUUUACAUUAAUAAUUGUACCCGAUUUACACACUCAUUGUCGCUUUGAUGAAUUUUUUCUUAAGGUAUCAAAAAUGAUUGUAAUUUUGAAGUGGACUUUGCACUCAUGUGUUUGAUGAUAUGUCUAAGUCAUCUUCUUUGGAGUAUUCUGUUGUCCUCCUCCUAUUUGGGGUAAAUCUCUAGGGGCAUCUGAGCAAGGACUCUUUUAGAAGAAAGUAUUAUCUUUCUUUGAGCAUUCUGGGGCCAAUUUAUGGACUUGAGUAACCAUCUGACUGUUACCAUCUUCCACACACUAAAGAUGUAGGGUAUGAUUGUUAGUUACAUGUUAUUGAUAUUAUUAUUUUUCUUUGUUUGGUAGGUUGUUCUACCUUAUCCUUUGAAAUUGCAGAACAGUAAGAGUACACGAAUAAUCCAGUGUAGUAUUAAUGGCCGCUUUGCGCACUAUCCCUUUUUUGUUCUUAUAGACUUAUUUACUCACCUGAGAAAAUCUGAGGAACAUCUUGAUACUGAAAAUACUGUAAAAAUUACGGAUGAUAUAAUAGACUCCCAUCGACCUUUUUGUUUUUCCUUUGGAAUUGGAAUACUACAAGCUUGAAUUUCUUUUGAUUUCUUAUGCAUUGCACUUAGAAAUAUACUUUCUCUGUGAAAAAUCAUCCUCCUUGUUAUUCAUUUGAAGGGAUCCAUUGCAGGCGAUGGUCUUUCGUCAUGAUUCUAUUAUAAAUUUCUUCAUCUUAAAGUCAGUGAUUCAUUUGCUUUGAUUUUGCUUCUUCCAGACCUAUUUCCAAGCCAAAAGAGGAAGAAUUUGCCUCCUUUUCGCUUAAGAGUUGAUGGAAAAUGUGGUUCCAUCAAAUUUCUUUUACAAGUUUAUUUAAUUGAGAGAUUUCUUCUAUUCUAUCAUAUUUAACUCUUGGAUUGUAAUUCAUGUACGGUGACUGAACUUCUACAUAGGGUGAUAAUAGCAUAAAGAUAAGCUUAGCUUAAAUAGCUGGUGAUCAUACGAGAUAUAGCCUACAUUCCGAGUUUCUUCGCCUUGUACGUUGUGAAAAUUGCCUUUCCCCCUCUCCUAUGUGUUAUUUUGAGCUUAAAUUUUUCUGCUCCUCAUAUCUCAAGGAUGUAGUUGAGGUUUCUUAAAAUAGUUCUGUAGAUUUUAUCUUUUGCUAACUCAGGAGUAUAAAAAUAAUUUUGCUUUUAACAAAUUAUGGCAACUUUUAGUGGCCUUUUUUGUGUUUCCAGAACAUUUUUUCUUUGUUGUAGUGACAUGUAUUUUAAAUGUAUUUGUGUCAUGCCAUCAACAUAGUGGACAUACAAUUUAAAUAGAAAUGAGAGUUUGGGUGUACGAGCAUGGGUAGUUUUGAAUUGUCAAUUUAGAUCAUACUUUAGUCUUAGGAUGUAAUGUCAACGGUUGUAAAACACGUGUCUUUCCCCUUUACCCAAUAAAGAAAGAAGUAGUUUUAUCAAUACACCUCAUUUAAAUCCUAAACCAGAUAGAAUUCGAAUGUCAAUUUCUAUUAUAUAGAAAAAGCAACAGAUUUGGGUGAAGCUCUAAGCCUCUAUCCGGUCUAGAUGACAAAUAGACAGUCGAAAUUCAUCGGUUGAAGCUCGGUAAGCUUUUACUAUUAGCUUUUGUGUUGCUAAUUCUAUUUAUUCAUAGCAAAACGAUUUCCAAUAUCAGGCUAAGAAUUGCUAGGUGUUCCACAAGAAGACAUCACUCAUUGAGGCUCCACCUUUCUUGCCUUCUCUGGUUGACAUGAAUCCAUCAAAGUCUGAAAUGGGAGCAACUUCAAAGAAUGUACAUCAUGCAUAUAUUCAACCUGGUGCUUUAGCAAGGGGAAGAGGACACAACUUUGGAUCUUUGGGAUCUGUAAAAAUAAGUAUUGGAAAGAGAACUUUGAUUGGCGAAAGUAAAAAUCACAACUCAACAGCUUUUGAUCAGAAUAAGCUUGCACAUAAUAAUAAUCUUGUGCCCCCUGGUUUCGCUUCGAUGGAAGACGAUGCUCCCCUUGCUCAAGACGCUGAAGCGAAGCAAGAAACAGGAGGAGCUUUGAAGAAUGUAAAUCUUGCAUACAUUCAACCUGCGUCUUUAGCAAGGGGACGAGGGCAAAGCUUUUGAUCUUUGGGCUCUGCAAAAGUAAAUGUUGACAAAAAAAAUCUGUUUGGAGAGAUUAAAAAUUACAACUCAGGGGCUUCUAGGCAGAAUAAGCUAGCACAUAAUAGUAAUAAUCUUAUGCCUCCUGGUUUUGAUAUGAUGGAAGAAGAUGUUCCCUUCACUCAAGAAGCUGAAAUGAUGCAAGAAGUUGGAGCUACUUCGAAGAAUGUACGAGACACUUGCAGUCAACCUGGUGCUUUAGCAAGGGGAUGCGGGCAAAACGUUAGAUCUGUGGGCUCGGCAAAAGGAAGCGUUGGAAAGAGAAAUCUUGUUGGGGAAAGUAAAAGUCACAACUCAGCAGCUUGUGAGCAGAAUAAGCUAGCACAUAAUAGUAAUAAUCUUAUGCCUCCUGGUUUUGAUAUGAUGGAAGAAGAUAUUCCCUUCACUCAAGAAGCUGAAAUGAUGCAAGAAACUGUAGCUACUUCGAAGAAUGUACGAGACACUUACAAUCAACCUGGUGCUUUAGCAAGGGGACGCGGGCAAAACGUUAGACCUGUGGGCUCGGUAAAAGGAAGCGUUGGAAAGAGAAUUCUUGUUAGGGAAAGUAAAAAUCACAACUCAGCAGCUUCUGAGUAGAAUAAGCUAGCACGUGAUAGUAAUAAUCUUAUGCCUCCUAGUUUCGAUCCGAUGGAAGACGAUGUUUGUCUCGCUCAAGAAGAUGAAAUGAUGCAAGAUCUAUGUGAAUCUGCAAACCCAAAAGAGGUGAGAGAAAAGAAUAGAAAUAAAGAUGUUGCGGGACUCAAACCUGGAGAAAAGUUUAGAGUCAACUUUUACCACAAUCGGGUUGUUGGGAAGCAUCAAGCCUUAUUUUUGAGACACUUGGGUAUAUUAGUUCGUGAUCGUAAUAUGUGUCCGUUGCAAGUACAUUCAUGGAAGGACAUCGGAGAAGAUAAGCUGGAACACAUGUGGCGAGCUAUUACGGACAAAUUUGACAGUGAUGACAUGAAUCAUCGAAGUGAUCAUGUGUUAAAUCAUAUGAGAAAGUUAUGGAACAAUUGGAGAGGAUCAUUGCACAAGUAUGUGAAGUUUAAGCCAUUGCAUGAAGCACUAAAAGAUGUCCCGGAAGAGGUAGACGAGAGUGAUUGGAAAUGGUUGGUCAAGGAACAUUUUUUAAGUGAAAAAUUUAAGGAAACAAGUAUUAGAAACUCGAUCAAUAGGUCUAAGUUGAGAACGCCUCAUCGUACGGGUAGCAAGCCGAUUAGAGAAAUUAUUUACGAACUGGGAGGCAAAGACGGUAAUCCACCGAACAUGGCGACUAUCUUCUUUGAGACUCACAAGAAAAAUCACACGCUUGUAGAGCCUGAAGCCGGUGAAAAAUAUGCUGAGAUACAAGAACUGGUACAAUCUGAGCCAUCUCUUACGAAUAUCGAGGUAGUAGAAAGAUGCUUCGGACCUCAAAACAAGAGUCACGUGGUUGGAUUAGGGGGUGGUAUAACCACUAAGGAGUUGAAAGGCGGUAGCUCCUCAAAGGCUGCAAUACUGGCUGAGCUGAAUGCAGUUCGAAAAGAAAAAGAAUCACUACAGACCGAGCUGAAUGCAACUAAAAAAGCAAAAGAAUCACUAGAAAUACGUAUGGACGACAUAGAUUCUAAGUAUGCACAUAUUAUCAGCUUACUGGGUGAUCAGCCUUCAUCAGCACCAUCUUCAAGUCAACAAAGUACAAGCUGAAAUUAGUAUUUAACAGAUUAGAAAAAGGGCCUGAAGUUUGAAGAAUCUUCUAUAAAGAUAGUUCCGAGCAAGUUGAAGCAGCUAGAAUUGUUGAAGACCAAGGAAAAUCUAUUAUGUUUUAUUAGGAGUUGUAGUCGUCAUCCGUACAAACUACUAUUUUACUUUCUCUUUAAUUUUUUGUUUUCUUUAAGGAAUUGAAAACAUGGAUCAUGCAAUUUGGAUGUAAUAUUAGUGCUACACUUUGAUUA
Molecule: messenger RNA, 4320 nt
Organism: Nicotiana attenuata
Lineage: Eukaryota; Viridiplantae; Streptophyta; Magnoliopsida; Solanales; Solanaceae
Exons: 12
Coding region: 3011-4072 (353 amino acids)
Source: RefSeq, a predicted model, not a curated record